UGAUAACUGGUGAACUCCCAGUUCCUUUUUAGAAUAGUUUUGGCCAAACAUUACCGGUAAAUCUAAGAGUGAGCAUGUGAAUAAAAUACAUCUUGAAGGACUUUUGUUUUGACCAAACAGAGUUCAAUUUUAGAAAAACAUCUGAUGACAUGGGCAAAAGGAGCUUCCUGUCAUCUGUACAAUAAAAAUCUCUGCAGAUUGUGAUCAAUCAUUGCAGCACCAUUAUAUGAACGCAUCAAAGUGACACUCGCUUCUGCUCAACUCCAGGAGGGACCGUUAUCAGAAUGGAUCCGAUGGAGAUCGAUGACAGUGUACAUAUGAGGAAGAGCCUCACCAAAGAUGGCCUUGUCACCAAAGUUGAUCUUCAAGGAAGAAAGCCUCCCUCUAGAAGUGCCUCUGUGUGUCUCGGAUUAAUGUGCACACUCCUUUUUGCUGCAAACAUGGGACAGUUUCUCUACUAUUACAUGUUCAUCGGUCCCAUGUCAGAAGACCGGAUUCAGACUGCUAACAGCUCUGGAGAACAGUUAGAGGCCGCAUUGACAAAAGUCAAAGAGCAGCUGCAGCAAAGCUACAAGACAUUAAAACAAGAGAAAGAUCAGCUACAGACUAACUACACAAAUUUGACUCAGAGUAAAAAUAAACUUGAGAACAGAUACCAAUCACUGUCCAAGGACAAAGAUGCUUUGCAACUCUGUUGUAAUACUACGCAGAGGGACAAGGAUCAGCUACAAACAAACUGUAACAGUGUUCAGAGCAAUCUCAACAACCUGCAGAGAGAAAAGAAUGACUUACAGACUCAGUUUAACACCAUGAGAACAAACAGAGAUCAGUUACAGAGGAGUAAUGCUGCACUGAAGAGUGAAAAGGACCAGUUGCAAAGCCAGUACAAUACUCUGCAGAGGGAGAAAGAUCAGCUGAGGAGUGAUUACACUAGUUUGGGAACUGUUAAAGAUCAGCUAGAGAAGAAGGUUGAAAAAGUAAGAGUUGACCUGACUAAAGAGAAAGACCAACUGCAGCAAAGCUACAACACCAUAAAACAAGAGAAAGAUCAGCUACAAACAAACUGUAACAGUGUUCAGAGCAAUCUCAACAACCUGCAGAGAGAAAAGAAUGACUUACAGACUCAGUGUAACACCAUGAGAACAAACAGAGAUCAGUUACAGAGGAGUAAUGCUGCACUGAAGAGUGGAAAAGACCAGUUGCAAAGCCAGUACAAUACUCUGCAGGGGGAGAAAGAUCAGCUACAAACAAACUAUAACAGUGUUCAGAGGAAUCUCAACAACCUGCAGAGAGAAAAGAAUGACUUACAGACUCAGUGUAACACCAUGAGAACAAACAGAGAUCAGUUACAGAGGAGUAAUGCUGCACUGAAGAGUGAAAAGGACCAGUUGCAAAGAAGCAAAGACAGCUUGCAAAGCCAAUUUAAUACUCUGCAGAGGGAGAAAGAUCAGCUGAGGACCAACUACAACAAUUUGACUGAAGUUAGAGAUCAGUUACAGCAGAGAGUCAUUGCACUAGCCAAACCUUGUCAAGGAUGCUGGCUAAAGUUUGGUAGCAGUAGUUUCUAUGUUUCAACUCAAAGACGUUCCUGGUCUUCAAGCAGAGACUUCUGCAUCUCCAAAGGAGGUCGUCUGGCAAUCUUAAACAACAGGAAUAAAAUGACGUUUAUCAACGGGUUGAUGGGACCAGGUUCACAAGCCUGGAUCGGUCUGACUGACAGUGCUAGUGAAGGGACCUGGAAGUGGGUGGAUGGGUCCAGAGUCACAGCUACAUUCUGGGGUGAAGGGCAGCCCAACAACUUCAAAGAACAGGACUGUGGACAAUUUAUGUACGGUGGACAAAUUGGAGAGUGGAAUGAUUUUGAUUGUUCUUUUAUUCAUGUGUUUGUGUGUGAAAAAAACAUGUAAUACACAGUUAAGCUGUUCUGUAUUUACACAUCUCUGAUAUAAACAUCACAUUCUAGAUUACAGAUGUAAAAAAUUGUAUGUGUUUACUUUCUUGAGUCAAAACAAGGAAAUCUGAUUCAAUCUUGAUGCAGUGAUCUGUUAUAAAUCUCAAAUAUUGUACAUUUUGUUGAUGAGUGCUGCUUGAUGAUACAGAAUCAGAUUUUGCAUUCAUUGUCUGAUACUGGACUAUGCUGUGGCCUUUGGUAAAGCUUUAAUGGGCAAAUUGCCUUCUUUUUAAUGAAACUGAAUACACGUCAAUUAAUGUGUGUAUUAAAACCUGUGAAACUGUUAAACUGGUACAACAAAAUGUCUGUUAUCUUUCAAUAAAAAGAGUCAUUUCUUA
Molecule: messenger RNA, 2289 nt
Organism: Cheilinus undulatus (humphead wrasse)
Lineage: Eukaryota; Metazoa; Chordata; Actinopteri; Labriformes; Labridae
Product: CD209 antigen-like
Exons: 7
Coding region: 285-1907 (540 amino acids)
Molecular function (GO): signaling receptor activity
Source: RefSeq, a predicted model, not a curated record